This is a messenger RNA of Fomitopsis serialis, 1762 nucleotides long. RefSeq names its product mRNA capping enzyme-domain-containing protein. Gene Ontology annotation, molecular function: mRNA 5'-cap (guanine-N7-)-methyltransferase activity. Gene Ontology annotation, biological process: 7-methylguanosine mRNA capping. Lineage: Eukaryota; Fungi; Basidiomycota; Agaricomycetes; Polyporales; Fomitopsidaceae. The transcript is spliced from 6 exons. The record is from RefSeq and is a predicted model, not a curated record. Gene Ontology annotation, cellular component: nucleus. Bases 131 to 1621 code for a protein of 496 amino acids.
CGCGCGCACCCCGCCCGUGAACCGCUCGCCCGUGACGCCGACGCUCUCCAACAUCAUCUCUCCCAACCCUGCUCCAAGCCUCCGCACCACCUCGCGCCCCUCCUCUUCCCACUCAGUCUCGUCCAGCACUAUGCCCUCGCGCCCGUCCACCGCCACCACCCCCGCGUCCCAGCGCAAGGCAUCCGCGGCCAUGCCCCCGCCUCUCCAGCCCGCGUCCCAUCCAGCGACGCCACCGCCACCCAAGCCCGCCUCGCCCCGAUCGCCGAGGAUCAUCGCCCGCCCAGCUCCCCGCCAGGUCCCCGCACCCGCACCCGCACCAGCACCUACUCUCCCGCCCAAGCCCUCCGCGCCCACAGGACUGGCGAGCCUGCCCCCGAAGCCUGAGGUCGACCCGCCGCCCCCGUUCGCCAUCAGACGCAGCGCGAUACCCUAUGCCCCCAAGUUCCGCCGCACGCCUGCGUCCUCCGUGCUCGUGCCGCUCUCGCCCGCGGAGAUGGAGCGCUACCGCAACUUCCCGGGCGGUGUGGGCACCAUGCUGCUGAGGAAACGCAGACGGGAGGACGGCGGCGAGCUCAAGCGCGAACGGAGCGUGAAGCUGGAAGAGAACGGGGACGAGGAGGAGAGGCGGAAGAGGCGGAGGGUCGGGGACGUCGACGUCGUCGUCGAGCACUACAACGCUCGCCCGGACGUCGGCGUCUCGCAGCGCCAGGAGUCGCCUAUCAUCGGCCUCAAGAGCUUCAAUAACUGGGUCAAGAGCGUGCUCAUCACGCGCUUCGCGCAUCCUGCACUGGCAGAAGGCCCCGUCUCGCCCGCGGAGGCAGAAGGCAUGGGCCGCGGCCGUGCAGGGGAGCGUCCGGGCGGAGUGAAAGGUCGCGUGCUGGACGUGGGAUGCGGCAAGGGCGGAGACCUGACGAAGUGGUCCAAAGCACGGGUCAAGGAGUACGUUGGAGUCGACAUCGCCGCCAUCUCCGUCGACCAAGCGCGCCUGCGCCACGCAUCCCUCCGUAGCGGGCCCCGGUUCGCCGCGAGCUUCUUCGCGCUCGAUUGUUACGAGCACCUCCUGCGCGACCGCCUGCCCCCUGCGGCGCUCGCGCGCCCGUUCGACGUCGUCUCGAUGCAGUUCUGCAUGCACUACGCGUUCGAGAGCGAGCAGAAGGCGCGCUGCAUGCUCCAGAACGUCUCUGAGAACCUGCGCCCGGGCGGGACGUUCAUCGGCACGAUUCCGGAUGCGAACCAGCUCCUGGAGAGGCUCGGCGCGCUGCCGAAGGACGCGCAGGACCUGUCGUUUGGGAACGACGUGUACACGAUCCGGUUCGAGGAGCGCGCGCAGCGCCGGCUCUUCGGCCACCGGUACUGGUUCUUCCUCAAGGACGCCGUCGACGACGUGCCCGAGUACGUCGUCCACUGGGACAACUUCGUGCAGAUGGCCGCGGAGUACGGCCUCGGCGUGAUCUACAGGCGGGAGUUCCAUGAGGUGUUCGAGGAGCACCACGAGCACCCCGAGUUCGCGCCGCUGCUGGAGCGGAUGCACGUCGUGGACAAGGACGGGGAGAGCAAGAUGGACGAGGACCAGUGGGAGGCGGCGAAUAUCUAUAUUGCGUUCGCGUUUGAGAAGCGGUGAGGGGAGGGAUGGGUCUUCGUGGCCCCCUUGUUGGGGCGUGUCCGCGAGGGACUCGAUCACGACGCUAUGGCACGUCCUCCGUCGACGGACGCGCCACACUGCGCACUCAGAAAAUGGCGUGGCCAGGCUAUGUCCUGGCUA